This is a messenger RNA of Mercurialis annua (annual mercury), 963 nucleotides long. RefSeq lists its product as uncharacterized. Gene Ontology annotation, molecular function: zinc ion binding; nucleic acid binding. The record is from RefSeq and is a predicted model, not a curated record. Lineage: Eukaryota; Viridiplantae; Streptophyta; Magnoliopsida; Malpighiales; Euphorbiaceae. The transcript is spliced from 3 exons. The coding region runs from base 1 to 963 and encodes 320 amino acids.
AUGGCCGGAAAAGUUUCAGCGAAUUUCUAUUCCGACGACGGAUUUAUCAUCAUUGGCGGAGAAAACGGUGGUUGUCGGGGCCAUUUUGUUAGAUUUGGAUAUGAAGAUAGCAUCGAUGUAAAAUCACUAGUUGAAAAGAUUCUUGCGCAGCUUUAUACUCAAAUAGGUAUGGCAUUGACAAGCAGAUUCUCUAAAAUUUCACUGAGUGUAUUUUUGGGGAAUGCAAUUGAAGAAAACUAUGCAAUUCCUCCAUUGCCUACAAAUCCUACCAUGAAUCAAUUAAAGAUUCACAAGGAAAGAAAGACAAGAAAAUUUAAAGCCAAGGCUUAUUUAUUUUCUGCUGUGUCAAACUCAAUAUAUUCAAGAGUUAUGCAACUGGAGUCCGCAAAAGACAUAUGGGAUUAUCUCAAGCAAGAAUAUCAAGGCGAUGAAAAGACCAAAAAUAUGCAAGCACUCAAUCUAAUUAGAGAGUUUGAAAUGAUGAAGAUGAAGGAGACAGAAAGCAUAAAAAGUUACAGCGAAAAAUUACUCGGCAUUGCGAACAAGGUAAGGUUGCUUGGUAAGAAUUUUCUUGAUGAACGUAUUAUUCAAAAUUUUUUUGUAACUUUGCCUGAAAAGUAUGAGUCUAAAAUUUCUUCAUUAGAAGAAACAAAAGAUUUGUCAACCAUAUCUUUGUCUGAAUUAGUAAAGGCAUUACAAGCUCAAGAGCAAAGAAGAAUCUUGAGAAAUCAAGAAAUUGAACACACAACUGAAGGAGCAUUAAUGGCCAAAACAUCAUGGAAGAAAGAAAAAUCUCAGUGUGGUCAUUGUAAAAAAAAUGGCCAUGAAGAAAAUGAUUGUUGGCACAAAGGCAAGCCUCAAUGUUUCAACUGUAAGAGAUUUGGACAUCUACAACAAUAUUGCAGGUUUAAAAAAGAAGAGUAUGCAAAAAUGGCGGAAGUUGAAGAAGAAACUUUAUUAUAA